Ctenocephalides felis (cat flea) is the source of this 861-nucleotide messenger RNA. It is a transcript of the gene DCTN5-p25, whose product is annotated as dynactin subunit 5. The record is from RefSeq and is a predicted model, not a curated record. NCBI's taxonomy places the organism in Eukaryota, Metazoa, Arthropoda, Insecta, Siphonaptera, Pulicidae.
UUCAAACAGUGCGUCAACAGCCUAACAAAAAAUAAUAUGUCAACAUGACAGAUGGGUGAUGCACGGGUUAAUAGUUAAUAAAUUAAAUAAUUAAUUAAUGAAACGGUAAAUAUUUAAGUUGUUAUGCUUUUAUAUUUACGUAUGUCAAAUUCAUGAUGGAGCUAGAAAAUAUAUACUUUAAUAAAGGAGAGUAUGUGGAAACGGCUUCGGGAAAUAAAGUAUCAAGACAAACAGUGCUUUGUGGAUCUCAAAAUAUAGUACUUCACGGAAAAGUAAUUGUUCAAAGUGGAGCAAUUGCGGGUGAUUUGGCAAAUGUAAGAGUGGGAAGAUAUUGUGUUAUUGGGAAAAAAGCAGUUGUCAGGCCACCCUUCAAAAAAUUUAGUAAAGGAGUAUCUUUUUUUCCACUGCAUAUUGGAGACAAUGUUUUCAUAGGUGAAGGUGCUGCAGUUAAUGCAGCGGUUGUUGGGUCUUAUGUGUACAUUGGAAAAAAUGCCACUAUAGGAAGAAGAUGUGUAAUUAAAGACUGCUGUAUUAUAGAGGAAAAUGCUGUAUUACCUCCAGAAACGGUGGUUGCUAGUUUUACUCGAUAUGGAAGUCAAGGACCAGUAUUAUCAGGUGAUACUGUUCCUGAAGCAAUGCAAGAGUUAAUGAUCGAAUAUACUAAGUCAUACUAUGAACAUUUUGUACCCGACAGGAAUUGAUAUUAUUUCUUCCAGAAAUGUGAUAAAUCAAUGUUUUAUAAAACUCGCUUAUCUAAUUCUAUUUAAAACUAUUUAAUAUGAAUUUAAAUGUAAUAUCUUAUUUAAACAGAGCACAUUAAAUUAUUUUAUUUAAUUGCUCAAUUUUGUAUUUUAAUUAAUC